AUGAAUAAAGAACUUAAUAUAGAGAAGAAGGGAUUGCAAUUAGAUGAGAAAUCUAAUCGAAAACAUAGUUUAUCUGAUAUAUCCAAAUGUACUGAUGAAAUAGAAUGUGAAACAGCUAAAAAGAUUAAAACAACCCAAGAUCCAUUUACACUUGCUUCUUCUACCAGUUGCAAUAAUAAAACUGAAGAACAAGAUGAGCAAAUUGAAAUCGAUCUUAUUGAUAUUAAGAAACAGUUAGAAAUAGAGCUAUUAAUUGAGAUAUGUAAAUAUGAAGUUCAACUUAAUCAUGCUGUAUGUAGUACAAAAAAAUGGCCUGACUUUUUCUGUGUUGUUAAUGAUAUACCUAUACUUAAUUCUGAGAUUAAACUUCUCGGAGUAACAUCAUUUAGAAAGAAGAAAGAUUUUGUAAAAUUGCAUUUAAUAGCAAAAAAGUUAAUAAAUCAACAACUAAACCUAAAAGGAGGUCUUGGAGUGGCAGGAUUACUAAUAAACAUAGAUAUUAUGCAAUGA
Racocetra fulgida is the source of this 510-nucleotide messenger RNA. The record is from the annotation of a GenBank genome assembly. Lineage: Eukaryota; Fungi; Glomeromycota; Glomeromycetes; Diversisporales; Gigasporaceae.